UGUAGUGGUGGAAGAAGAGAGCCGUGCCUGGAGAGGUCUAUUGAUCGCGCACGACUCCCGUGCUAUCUGUGCGCACUGCGGCCGCGCCAGGCUGCCCGCCCACCCCUAGUUCCAACAUGGCGAUGGAGUGUGCGGGGGAGCGCUCGCGGGCUCUCGCUAGUGUUAGUUAAACAUUUUCAUGUGUUCCCGGAUUACCUACCUGACUCCUCCACCAUGCAGAAGGAGAACAGCCACACCCCCGACAACCACCAGUACGUCGGGCCCUAUCGCCUGGAGAAGACCCUGGGCAAGGGCCAGACGGGACUGGUGAAGCUUGGAGUGCAGUGUGUGUCGGGGAAACGAGUGGCCAUAAAAAUAAUAAACAGGGAAAAACUAACCGAAUCUGUAUUACAAAAGGUCGAGAGGGAGAUAGCGAUUAUGAAAUUAAUAGAACAUCCACACGUGCUGGGACUCUACGAUGUCUACGAAAAUAAGAAAUAUUUGUACCUGGUGCUCGAACAUGUCUCAGGUGGGGAACUCUUCGACUACCUCGUCAAGAAGGGGAGGUUAACACCGAAGGAGGCGCGCAGGUUCUUCAGACAAAUCAUCUCGGCCUUAGACUUCUGCCACAGCCACUCUAUAUGCCACCGGGACCUCAAGCCUGAGAACCUGCUGCUGGAUGAGAAGAACAGCAUCAGGAUUGCGGACUUCGGCAUGGCGUCCCUUCAGCCAGAAGGUUCGAUGCUGGAGACCUCCUGCGGCUCCCCCCACUACGCCUGUCCGGAGGUGAUAAGGGGAGAAAAAUAUGAUGGGCGGCGGGCGGACGUGUGGUCGUGCGGGGUAAUCCUGUACGCCCUCCUGGUGGGUGCCCUGCCCUUUGACGACGACAACCUCCGCCAACUCCUGGAGAAGGUGAAGCGAGGCGUGUUCCAUAUCCCCCACUUCGUGCCCCCCGACUGCCAGGACCUGCUAAGGGGCAUGAUUGAGGUCAACCCGGAGAAGAGGUUCACGCUGGAGGAGAUCAACAAGCAUGCGUGGGUCAUCGCGGGCGGCAAGGGUGAGCUGGAGCUGAGGCCCAUGAUGGAGGUAGUGCAGACCCACAUCAUCCCCACCAAGGACAGCAUUGACCCGGACGUCAUCAGGAAUAUGGCCUCCCUUGGCUGCUUCAAGGACAAGGACAAGGUGAUGCUGGAUCUCCUCGACCCCUGCCACAACACGGAGAAGGUCAUCUACUUCCUCCUGCUGGACCGGAAGCGUCGGAAACCUGCGUGUGAGGACGAAAACGAGAUCAUCCACCGGUACCGCUCUGAGUCCGCCGACCCGCCCAGGAAACGAGUCGACACCUGCUCCGUCAACGGCACCAUGUCCCACUUUGAGCGUCUGGCUGAGGGAUCCCCCAUCACCCCUCGGCGAAACCUCUCUCACCAGUCAUCACACACCCUUCCCUGCAGUCGCCGCCGAUCUGCCAACAACAACAACAGCGGCUCUCAUUCCCCGCUUCACUCCAACAAUGUGACGCCCACUGCCUCGCCCCUCUCCUCGCCACGCACCUCCCGCCACCACCACCAUCACUCCCAGCAACACCACCACAGCAGCACCACCAGCACCAGCACCAGCGCAGUCAGCACCGUCACCAGCACCACCGCCGGGAAUGAAAAGUCAGGCACAAUCACCUCAGGAGAUGACAGUAACCCCCCUUCAGCCCCGGGCUCCCCCUACUCUGCCCCAUACUGGAAGUCUCGCCUCAACACUAUCAAAAACUCCUUCCUGGGCUCCCCGCGCUUCCACAGGAGGAAACUUCAAGUCCCGACAGAUGAGGUGCACCUCACGCCGGAGUCCUCGCCGGAGCUCACUAAGAAGUCGUGGUUUGGCUCCCUCAUGAGCACGGAGCGGGACGAGACCUACACCAUUCUGGUCAAGGACAAGGCUCUGGCCACCGUCAAGGCCGACCUCAUCCACGCUUUCCUCUCCGUGGCAGAGCUGAGCCAUAGUGUCACGUCACCCAUGAGCUUCCGGGUGGAGUAUAAAAGGGGCAGUGCAGGGCCAGCGGUGUUCCAGAGACACGUGAGGUUCCAGGUGGACAUCACACCGGUGUAUUCCCCAAAUGAUCCCAAUCCACUCUACGCUAUUAACUUCAUCCUGCUCUCUGGUAACAUCCGGCGGUUUCGACGCAUCUGUGAACACAUCCAGGCACAGGUGUGCAGCCGGCGGCCUCCCGCUUCACCCAGAGUCGGCCGGAAAUUCACAACAGAGCUGUCCGAAUCUUCUUCCUGUGGCUCAGACACCUCUGAGCGCCUCUCUCCAUUCCCCCAGGGCAAACAGGCGGAGAGUGACAUAGAGAGUGAUGCGUCCCAGUCUGACGGCAAGAACCUGAGUGGGCGCGGGGGCUCCGAGUCACCGCAGCCCAGCGUGACCAACGGGCGUAGCACCUCGGACCCGGAGACACAGCAGCUGGGCUCGUCUGACUUGGCCACGUAGUCCAGGGCAGUGCGGGCCCACCCUGGCCACGGUGCCAGCUCCAGCGCCCUACUGCCCCCCCCCCUUCCUGCCAGGCGGCCCCUGUGAUCAGGCCACGUGUUCCGUCGAGAAGAACAUUUGCUCAUCAGGACAGAAUAUCAUUUAGGGAUGCAUAAUGCCAUGGCAAACGGCUAAAGUUUGGUUGCCAACGUGAUUCGAUAAACUUGUCCAUAUACUAAUGUAUGGUAAGCCAAUUAACUUUGAAGUUAUUUGUUAUUACCCCUAAGGACGAAUGAAAUAGGUAGUGCUUGCUGGUAUGAUCAGUGUUGUGUUUUGUCUGGGAAAGGUUUCUUCUGGAAAAUGCAAGAGGUACUCUUAGCUUAAAGUUUCUUGUUGAUAGGCUUCCUAACAUCUAAAUACUGGUGGAGUAAGGAACCGUGACUUCUUGCUUGGGACUAUAUUAUCACACUCGUUUUAUACCACAUUUAGGAAAGCAUUUUAUAGGCAUAGUGAAAAGGAUGAAACCUACUCUUUCUCUCAUUUCUUAUGCAAGAUAAAAACAACAGGCCAACAACUGACAGCACUUCAGCAAGUGACAGUGAAACUUCAUCACCAGCCUAAAUCAUCCUUAGAAUGCCGGCCGGACUGUGUGAGUCUGUGUGCCGAACUGCAAGCAUCAAACCUAUUGUCCUCAGGCAGAAUGUGCAGGGCAGCAGACACAGACAUGCAAACUAGUCAGGAACUUGAACUUGCAAGUCUCAGCAAUACUGUAAUGUUAAACACCACUUCAGCAAAGAUCUUGGAAGGAAAUAGAAAGAAGGAAAUGUGAUUGAAAAUUUUAGUAACACUAAUUGAAAAAUAUAACAGAUUUUCUUGUUGAUAUGGUUUAAUGACAACUGUUGUCUUCUCUUGUGUUGUGACUCACUUGAAUCACUUGUCUAUCUUUUCCACACUCCUGCCUCACACCUUCCACCAAACGGGGCCAACCGAGGUGUGGCAUGUCUCGUCUAUACGGCACCUAACCUCGUUUGUCGCCUCACACUUUUCGUUGUAACUUGUCACUGGGGAUGUUACUGAGUUCAUAUUGUGUUUACUCUCUAAUCUCAGUUUGAAAGUGCUUGUUAACCAUUGCGUGUCAAAUAUCAUGGGAUGGGAGAGAAGAAAUUGGUAGGCUGUUAUAAUUAGCUGUUUCUGAAGUGCAAAUUUAGCAUCUGUGAAGAUUUUAAUUUGCCAAAAAAAUAAGAUUAUAUAAUCAUAAUUUAACUGUAAUAUAUUUAAGGUAUUAUCACAAAAUACAGUAAACAGCAAAACAAUUAUUAAGAAGCCAUCAAAUUUAUAAGGAAUUUAUAUUUUAUCAGGGGCUAUUUUUAAAAAAAGAUUACGUAAUAUUAUGAUCCAGUAAGCUUGAGCCACAAACUCACUGUGUGUGGUGGCUGGUCAGAAUCGAUGAAAGAGUACAAAGUAUAUUUAUAGAAAAAUUAGAAGUGAUCACAUCAAGCUUUGAACAUUAGUAGUUGUGUCAGUACCAAAGAAAGAAAUGCACAUGAUAGGUGAGUGUUUCAUGUUCUUUUAUCGGAUGACUAAAGGAUGCAAUGCUGCUGAAAGGGAAGCUGGGAGGAACUGUGCUGAGAGCCGAGCCAGGAGAUGAGUAACAAUGAGGCAAGCUGUCGGUGUCGGGAGUGGUGCUGGUCGGGGGGCGAGCCACCAGACUCUGGAGGUGAGAUGUCCUGGGCAGUUGCCGGCCGCCACUUACUGAUAUAAACACACACACAUUCAUUCCUUCAUCAUGCACCUCAUUGACUAUUGUUUACAUUUGCAAGUCAGGUUCGAUGUAACUUGUAUUUUCUGCAGCUUUUAAGCCGAAUCCAAUCCCGUUUUGACUAAAUCCGAUUGUAACCUGAGUUGUUUAUCCUGUGGAAACUAGGACAUUAUUAGGCAUGGUGUAAAGGGGAGUUUAUCAUAGCUUCAACUUUAUUAGAAACGACAUAUUAUAUUCACUGAAUUCAUUAUUCUUGGUAGUGCAGCCCCAUUUUAUACAGCCUGUUUUGUACAAGUUUUUCUUCUAGCUACAGACUCCUCUUCUCAGCUGCCUUCAUACCAAAGGAGCUGUGUAGAAUACAUCCUGGGUGUUGGGAAAUGGACUGUCAGCCAGCCAGGUCUUGCGUCACUCGCUCCAGCUGUCCCUCGGGCCAGCCGGACCGCGACUCUGACUCAAGUGUCCAGCUGACUCGAGUUAUGUAUAUUUUCCCCUGAUGACACCCACCGUUUACAAAGUUUGGCGAGUCUCACGAGCCAGCAAGGAGGCUCUCCGUGUGUCCCUCACCCGCCUGCCACGGGCCGGAGGGUACAGGGGUGCCGGGCCGCCUCGACACCUUCCAGCCGGGGCACCGGUGUCUGGUGGCGAGGACAGCAAUGAAUUAAGGUCUCUUGGGUUCUCAUUCAUAUUCCAUUAUCAUUACCUAAGUUAUACUCUCAUCACCCUAACAGUCUGCUUUCUUGGGAGUUCACUUGCUGUGACCGCUGGUCCCGCCACCUGUGCCUCUUGUCCUCCCUGGGGCGGGUGAGGGGAAGGGCGUGAGGGUCGUCAGGUUAUAGCGUCCAGUUAGGCCUAUGCUCUCAAGGUUUUGUCCCACGGUGAGUGUAAGUUUUGUAAAUAUUACUUUGUAAGAAACAUGCUUGUUAAGUCUGUAUUAUACUCAUAUAAAGACCAGUAUCUAGGA
Messenger RNA from Portunus trituberculatus (swimming crab), 5156 nucleotides. RefSeq names its product serine/threonine-protein kinase BRSK2-like (gene sff). The record is from RefSeq and is a predicted model, not a curated record. NCBI's taxonomy places the organism in Eukaryota, Metazoa, Arthropoda, Malacostraca, Decapoda, Portunidae. Gene Ontology annotation, molecular function: ATP binding; protein serine/threonine kinase activity; tau-protein kinase activity. Gene Ontology annotation, biological process: microtubule cytoskeleton organization; intracellular signal transduction; protein phosphorylation. Gene Ontology annotation, cellular component: cytoplasm.